Messenger RNA from Nematostella vectensis (starlet sea anemone), 673 nucleotides. RefSeq names its product 40S ribosomal protein S20. Lineage: Eukaryota; Metazoa; Cnidaria; Anthozoa; Actiniaria; Edwardsiidae. The record is from RefSeq and is a predicted model, not a curated record. Gene Ontology annotation, molecular function: structural constituent of ribosome. Gene Ontology annotation, biological process: translation. Gene Ontology annotation, cellular component: ribosome; cytosolic small ribosomal subunit. The transcript is spliced from 3 exons. Bases 16 to 609 code for a protein of 197 amino acids.
GCUUAAAAAUACAAAAUGCAUUCAUUUGUUUCACUCAAAUCGCCGCCAUUUUUUCAUUCUUUUACCCACAAGCCCUCUCGCUUACCCAGAGUGCCUCUGGAUACCAACCUCCCACAAGCCCCUGCGCGCCUGGUGUAUAUAAAUCCAGAGCAGACACGUGGUCUUUCUCUUCGACGCCAUCUUGGUUCUCUGAACUGCAAAGCUUGUGGUUCACCUCUGUUCGCGCGAAUAAGUCGACCACUGUUAAAAAUGUCUUACGCCAAGGAAAAGGGCGCCGUUCCUGAAGAGGAGGCUCAGAUCCACAGGAUUCGCAUUACCUUGACCAGCCGCAAUGUUAAGAGUCUGGAAAAGGUGUGUGCCGAUUUGAUCCGUGGAGCCAAGGAGAAGAAGCUGAAGGUAAAGGGACCUGUGCGCAUGCCAACCAAGUUCUUGAGGAUCACCACAAGGAAGACACCGUGUGGUGAGGGGUCUAAGACCUGGGACAGGUACGAGAUGAGGAUCCACAAGCGCCUCAUUGACCUGCACAGCCCCUCUGAGAUUGUCAAGCAGAUUACAUCAAUCAGCAUUGAGCCUGGUGUCGAGGUGGAGGUCACCAUUGCCGACGCAUAAAUCCUUGCACCUGCUGCCUCUUGUAUACUGUACCAUGCAGUUCAAUAAAAGCUGACAAGUUGGA